Messenger RNA from Centropristis striata (black sea bass), 2053 nucleotides. RefSeq names its product serine protease 56 (gene prss56). Gene Ontology annotation, biological process: proteolysis. The transcript has 13 exons. Gene Ontology annotation, molecular function: serine-type endopeptidase activity. The record is from RefSeq and is a predicted model, not a curated record. Bases 35 to 2053 code for a protein of 672 amino acids. NCBI's taxonomy places the organism in Eukaryota, Metazoa, Chordata, Actinopteri, Perciformes, Serranidae.
UCACUGUGGAGUGGAGGUCUCAUGCUCUGACACCAUGCUGCUACUGAUAUCACUGCUGCUUAUGGGACUCGACUGCUUGCUGGGAGCCCCAACAGGUCGAGAAGUCUACAGGAUGCCCCAGAGUGCACUCAAAGCUCUAUCUGAUCGUGGCACUGUGGUUCUAGAGGCGGCCAUGACUAGUGCCCUGUCUGCUAUCGAUCGAGCAUCAUCUGACAGAAGUCGGGCUGAAGCAGGCUGCCGUGGCUGUGUUCCCUGUUUGUUUCAGGACUGUGGACAGCUGUCUGGGUCCUGUUCAUCUCCUGCCAAUGCCUUAUCAGAGCCCAGCUGUGAUGUCAUCAGUAAAGCCCAGAAGCUUCAAGAUGAAGCUGAGCGAAGUUGGGCUCUGAGUCAGGCCUGUGCGUACUAUCAGCAUCGCUGCCCGUCUGGUGAACUGGACAAAGAGAGCUGCAUCAGGAUCAUGGGUGAGAGCUGCAGCGCCCGUGUCCUCCAGUGCAGCCUGCUGAACACAAUGCAGAACCUUGAGCCUGCAACUCAGACACAUGCAGAAGCAGCAGUGUGUGGUCAGAGGUCAUCCACGGUGCAAAACAUCACACAGCCUCGCUCGCGGAUCGUGGGUGGCUCGCCCGCUCCUCCCGGCAGCUGGCCCUGGCUGGUCAACCUCCAGCUCGAUGGCGGCCUGAUGUGUGGAGGGGUCCUGGUGGACAGCUCCUGGGUGGUCACUGCUGCUCACUGUUUUGCCGGCAGCCGCAGUGAGAGCUACUGGACAGCCGUGGUGGGGGAGUUUGACAUCACAAAGACUGACCCUGAUGAGCAGAUUCUCAAAGUGAACCGCAUCAUCCCUCAUCCUAAGUUCAAUCCAAAGACAUUUAACAACGACAUUGCUCUGGUGGAGCUGACGUCCCCAGUGGUCCUGUCUGGCCGUGUCACUCCAGUGUGUCUCCCCUCUGGCAUGGAGCCCCCUACUGGAAGUCCAUGUCUGGUGGCAGGCUGGGGCUCCCUUUAUGAGGAUGGCCCGUCUGCUGACGUGGUGAUGGAGGCCAAGGUGCCCCUGCUGCCUCAGAGCACCUGUAAGAGCGCCCUUGGCAAAGAACUGGUCACCAAUACCAUGCUGUGUGCUGGCUACCUCUCCGGAGGCAUCGACUCCUGUCAGGGAGAUUCUGGAGGCCCUCUGAUCUACCAGGACCGGAUUUCAGGUCGGUUCCAGCUCUACGGCAUUACCUCCUGGGGAGACGGCUGUGGGGAGAAGGGCAAACCUGGAGUCUACACACGGGUGUCUGCUUUCUCUGACUGGAUUCAAUCUGAGAUACAGAAAUCAUUUGGAAGCAGGGAGCCAACAUGUCCGGAGCUUCUGAAGACAACAGAAAUGACGGAGGAGGAACAGAGGUCAGAGUUCAGCUCUCUCUGUCGCUUCUACACCCUGACCUGCCCUCCUGGUCAGGCUGCCAGCGCUUGCAGCAGAAUGGCAGAGGACAAGUGCCUCACUCGCUUUAAGAAAUGUCAGCUGCGUUCGUUCCUACAAACCCUGUUGGAUCUGCUCCAGAGGGCUGAAGAUUACAUCCGGGACAAAGUCGACUUGACCUUCUUCACCCAGACUCUGCCUCAGCUGGUGGAGCACAUCUACAGCACAGCUUUCAUUCACACCAGAGAGAGGAGGGACCUGAGUCAUGGUCUCACACAGAUUGAAGAACAGCUAGGUGGAGCUGUAGUGCCUACAGAGCAGGGUCCUUCUCCAGCUCCUCCAGCCUUAUUCAGAGAGGUGGGACCCUCAGUGGACGACUGGGAGAAAUACCUGAGAAACAUGGCGGAGGACCUGGACAUACAACCCACGGACGUCUCCUCCACACUAACAAGACAGGAGGCCAAAUUUUUCCUACAGACAGAGGACUCCUCAGUACAUCAGCUGGAAGGAGAAUUUCAAUCUGUUAUCUCAGCUCUGCGCUCCAAGUUGUUCUCCAGAGCUGCUCCUCCCAUCCUGCACCUGGACACAAUCCACCUCCAGGAGUCUCCCAACAGUCCCCCUUUAGCUUCUUCUUCCACUGGAGCACCACCCUGA